AAACCAUAUUCUGGCAAACAGUUAUCAAAUAAAAAAAAUCUUUAACUACAGACUUUCAAGCGCUAGACAAUCAAUAGAAAGUACUUAUGGAAUAUAUGCUAAUAAGUUUGAAAUAUUUCAUAAAGCUUUCUGUGUGUUACCUAAAACAGCAGAUAUAAUAGUAACAGCUUGUGUUUGUUUGCACAAUUUCAUCAUGACUGAAGAAGAAAAAUUCAGAGAUAUUCCACACCACGAGCAAAAUGCAGGUAGGAACAAAUGGAUGAAAACACAUCUCACUUUGUGGAACUUUCAUUUAGCGGACGCAUACAUUUUGCAAACUACCGCAUUCGCGUUCUCGCUAUGGGUAGCGAAUUCGUCUUUAUCGUUCGAACGUAAAACGUUAAAUCCGGAUAUCUUGAUAUCGUAGUGGCACUCACACGUUCGUUGACAAACGUAACGGAGAAAUCUGCUCCUCUUCGUUUGAUGGACGUGGCGGAGUACUCGCUCACGCGUUCUAUCCUUCACACCUUCCCAAUUACGUCGCUGAAAUACACGUGGACAAUGCAGAAUCCUGGCAUAUAUAUCUCAACGAAAAACCUAUCAACAAGGAAUAUCUACUUCACACGUUAACACACGAAAUUGGACACGCGUUAGGAUUAACACACAGUUCGCGGGAAGACUCCAUAAUGUUUGCAUUUGUCAGUAAUAAUAAUACACUCGUUAAACUCAAUAUAGAAGACAUUUUAGCCAUUCAACAACUCUAUGGAAUUAAAAAUAUAAGACCGACAACAACAACUACUACAAAACCAUCAACUAUCGAAAGUACGACGACAACGACGACGACAACGACGAAUAAACCCGAAUACGUAGAUCCUUGUAAUUUACAAUAUGCGGAUACCGUGUUGGUACUACAUCAUCGAAUAUUCAUCAUGUAUCAACGCUAUGUAUGGUCGAUAAAUAUAAACAAUAAAAAAUACGACGGACCAUUCGUACUAAACAGCUACAUGAAUUUUCUUCCGGAAAAUUUCACCUUAUCGGCCGCGUAUCAAAGGCCCUCGGGUGAAAUAGUCUUCGUAAAUAAUAUGGUUUACAUGGUCGAUUAUCCCAGUUUCAAAUUAAAAGACGAUUGGCCAAAACAUCUCUCGAGUCUAGGAUUUCCCACGAACGUUUUCCCAAUCAUGAUUAAUACUGUAGUAAAUACCAACAGAGGACAAACCUAUACAAUCUUCGAUGAUCAUGAUGUGGCGCAGAUAGACGAAUGUAGCAUGAGUAUUCGUGUGUAUCACACGUUACAAUCAGUAUUCCCAGGAAUACCGCCAGCUCCGACCUUGGCCUUUCGACACAUCGACGGUAAUAUUUACUUUGCCAACAAACAACAAUUUUACAAAUUUAACGAGUUCACGAAAACUAUAACGGAAGCUGGUCAAUUUAAUAUUAACAUACUCAAUGUCAAAUGUUCGAGAGACGGAUUAUUGCAGCAAUUGCAAGAUAUCUUAAAUCGACUAAUUCGAUCGAGAUAUUGA
This is a messenger RNA of Mycetomoellerius zeteki, 1502 nucleotides long. Its product is annotated as matrix metalloproteinase-2-like. Lineage: Eukaryota; Metazoa; Arthropoda; Insecta; Hymenoptera; Formicidae. The record is from RefSeq and is a predicted model, not a curated record.